This is a messenger RNA of Heterocephalus glaber (naked mole-rat), 3504 nucleotides long. It is a transcript of the gene Kif19, whose product is annotated as kinesin family member 19. Gene Ontology annotation, biological process: microtubule-based movement. Gene Ontology annotation, molecular function: microtubule motor activity; ATP binding; microtubule binding. The record is from RefSeq and is a predicted model, not a curated record. NCBI's taxonomy places the organism in Eukaryota, Metazoa, Chordata, Mammalia, Rodentia, Bathyergidae.
CAGAGGCAGCAGCAGCCUCGAAAAGACAGCAGCGACCCGAGGAGCCUGUGGUGGGAGUGGGCUCGGCUCUGCCCGAGUCCCUGCACCUGCUGCAAGCAUGAAGGACAGUGGGGACUCCAAGGACCAGCAACUCAUGGUGGCGCUCAGGGUCCGGCCCAUCAGUGUGGCAGAGCUGGAGGAAGGAGCCACCAUCAUUGCCCACAAGUUGGACGAGCAGAUGGUGGUUCUCAUGGACCCAAUGGAGGAUCCUGAUGACAUUCUUCGGGCGCACCGCUCCCGGGAGAAGUCCUACCUGUUUGAUGUGGCCUUUGACUUCACUUCCACCCAGGAGAUGGUGUACCAGGCCACCACCAAGGGCCUCAUAGAAGGCGUCAUCUCAGGCUACAAUGCCACUGUCUUUGCCUAUGGCCCUACAGGCUGUGGGAAAACUUACACCAUGCUGGGUACUGACCAUGAGCCGGGCAUCUACGUUCGGACCCUCAAUGACCUCUUCCGUGCAAUCGAAGAGACCAGCAAUGACAUGGAAUAUGAGGUGUCCAUGUCCUACCUGGAGAUCUACAAUGAGAUGAUCCGGGACCUGCUGAACCCCACCCUGGGCUACCUGGAGCUGAGGGAGGACUCCAAAGGAGUGAUCCAGGUUGCCGGAAUCACUGAGGUCUCCACCAUCAAUGCCAACGAGGUCAUGCAGUUGCUGAUAAAGGGGAACCAGCAGAGGACCCAGGAGCCCACGGCUGCCAACCAGACGUCCUCGCGCUCCCAUGCCGUGCUGCAGGUGGCUGUGCGCCAGCGCAGCCGGAUCAAGAGUAUCAUGCAGGAGGUGCGGCUGGGCCGCCUGUUCAUGAUCGACCUGGCCGGCUCUGAGCGCGCCUCCCAGACACAGAACCGUGGACAGCGCAUGAAAGAGGGGGCCCACAUCAACCGCUCCCUGCUGGCCCUGGGCAACUGCAUCAAUGCACUGAGUGACAAAGGCAGCAACAAGUAUGUCAACUAUCGGGACAGCAAGCUCACCCGGCUCCUCAAGGACUCACUGGGAGGAAAUAGCCACACUGUGAUGAUUGCCCACAUCAGCCCAGCAAGCACAGCCUUUGAGGAGUCCCGAAACACCCUGACCUAUGCCGGCCGGGCCAAGAACAUUAAGACAAGGGUGAAACAGAACUUACUAACUGUUUCCUAUCACAUCGCCCAGUACACUCAUAUUAUCCAGGACAUGCGCAGUGAGAUCCAGCAGCUCAAGGGCAAGAUCCAACAACAGGCUAGGCGGGGCCUGGCCCUGGGCCGGCUAGAUCGAGGUGACAUCCGCCACAUUCAAGCCGAAGUGCAGCUGCAGGCCGAAAUGAGGGCGCUGCAUGAGCAGCUCACCGGAACUUUUCAGCAGGAGAUGGAUGCGCGCAGGCGCCUGGUGGAGCUGGAGAAGCAGGCCACGGAGAUCGAACUUGAGAUCGACACCGUCAGCCGCUUGCUCAGCACCUCUGGUUGGAAGCACAAGAAAUCCCGAAAAGGCCUGAAGGGUCAAGAGGAGCGGAGGAAGAAGGAGAAAGAGUCCGAUGUGGGCAGUGACAUCCUAGAGCCACCCGAGGUGGCCUCAGCCCGGGACAGCAUCACUGCCCUGCUGGAGGAGCAGAAGAGGCUCCACAAGGAGAAGUUGGUGCUGCAGCAGCGCUGCCAGCAGGAGCUGCACACACGGUGCCAGGACCUGCAGGAGAUGCUGCUUCGGCUCAUCAGCUCUGAGGAGCAGCAGGAGGUGCUCAGUUUGCUGUGCCAGCUACACAGAUUUGAGAUGGAAAACACUGAGGUGCAGUCUCAUGCACUGCUCCACAUCUGUGACAAGAUCAUCUGGGGCCAGAAGCAGAUUAUUGAUGAUCACAACCUGCCGGUCCCCCAGCACCUAGAGAACCUCUACACAAUGUACCACCGUGAGCAGGAGGAGGUCAGCCUGGAGCAGGCCACCAUCACAGACCUGGUGGGCUCCAGGGCCCAGAAGGAGGGUUUCCUGCCCAAGAUCACCCCAGCGGAAGUCACACUAACCCCAGAUUCUGACCCGGAGAGCGUGAAUUCUGAAGCUAAGGACCUGCAAAACACUACCUUACCCUGCCUCACCACAGAGAGGGGGCCGGACCUCAGUGGCACCAGCCUGGUCAAUAGCCACUCAUCUUCUUCUGCCAUCAUCACCAAAGCCUACCUUGCACACACAGCCAGACCCUGGGCCUGGCCAGCAAAGACCUCCUGUGUGUCCAUCCCACCUCCCAUUCCAGUUGGCAGCCUGGUGACCCAGGAGGUCCCACCUGCAAACAGCCUGGGCUGCAACCGCACCUCUUCCCCCAACAGAGGUGAAAAGCUGUCAGAAAUCCCCUUGGACCCAAAAGAGGGGAAGGAGAGCCUCACCAAGUCCAUCUUAGCCAAGGCUGCCCGACAGCGCUCACAGGCCCAGGCCACUGAGCAGCGCCACCUGCUGGCACCUACCACGGAACGCACCAGUCUGUCUCUAAAUUCACUCAGCGAGGCUGAUGAUGCUCGGCCCCUGGGCUCCACGCUGCAGCAUGCAGCCAGCGACAACAACCUGUCCAGCAGCACGGGUGACGUCCCCUUAAGGGUGAUAGGGUAUCAGGCUGAUGGCCCUCGGCCCUGGCUGGCUGGCCAGAAGAAAACAGACAAGAAAAGAGAGGAGUCACUGGAGGAAAAGACAAGGAAGCAGAGGUCCCUUGAGGUCACAGGGCAAGGGCUCUCCCGCCCCAAGACACACGUCCCCCGUCCCCGUCCCCGAGAGAGCACCGUGGGCCACAAGGUGCCAGCGUACAGCCACCCAGCAGCCGGUAACCAGCAUCCAGGAACGGCUAGCCUGCCUCUGGCCCCAAUCAGACUCCCUCCCAGCGAGGGCGCCGGCUCUGGGGAUGCCUUACCCCUUACUGUCACCUCAAAGCCAGCAGGCAUUACCCGGCUGCCCACUCGUGGGCCACACCAACCCCAUGGCCCCCAGGACAAAGAUGGGCUCUUCCGACCUAACUGAGGAGCCCUGCCUGGGACCAGCUGCUCUGCCCUUGAGACUGAAUGGGGUGUAGCUGGGAAUGGGAAAUGGAGGGGGCCAGACGGGGAUCACACUGAACAGGAGCUCAGAAGCUCAGAAGGCGGGGGCUCCUGAGACCCAGAAAUUCUGGGGGUGUCUGCCCGACCCUUCCAUGCUUUCAUCCCCAGGGGCGGGAUAAGCCCAAGAGGCACAGCCUCCACCCUGGACACAGCGGUAUUGCCAAAACCCUGCACCGACCUGUGGCCAGUCUCGGCCCUGGCUGUGGGGGCGGAGCUGUAAGCACCACGGUGCUCCUGGCCCACAGCUGGGGCGAGGGCAUGGUGGAUCCUGGGAGAAGGGACCACCGGCCUUCACGUAGGGUGGGUGGGGCUGGGAAGGGAUCUAGGUUUGCUACUUUGCAAUGGCUUUUUCCCUCUUCCUCUUUACCCCCGUCCUCCCCCCGCCUUCCUUUUUAUUAAUAAAACCCCACUUGUGUUUUCAUG